Messenger RNA from Orbicella faveolata, 3949 nucleotides. RefSeq names its product forkhead box protein N3-like. Gene Ontology annotation, cellular component: nucleus. Gene Ontology annotation, molecular function: DNA-binding transcription factor activity; cis-regulatory region sequence-specific DNA binding. Lineage: Eukaryota; Metazoa; Cnidaria; Anthozoa; Scleractinia; Merulinidae. The record is from RefSeq and is a predicted model, not a curated record. Gene Ontology annotation, biological process: regulation of DNA-templated transcription.
UAUUGGUUCUUUGGCUUAAGUAUUUAUCAAAGUCGUAGCUACAGGCUUGAAGGCUUUUAUAAAAUUUUCGACGUUGGGUUGUCCCCCUAGAGCUUGUCAUUUUGGCCGUUUUUUGACGCGCUUUCAUAACUUUCUCGUUACGCACUAAGAUUGGAGGAAGUAAUAUAUUAAACGACAUGCUAAAACAGUCUUUGCGGUGCCUCUUAUUGUGUUCAGUUUUCGAAAACCAGAGGUGGUAUUCCCAGUAAUAGCAAUUUGUUUUUUGUUCGCUUCAAACGCUGCGCGAACUAUUGUUCCUACAACCUUUCAAAAUAUUUUGGGAAAUACAACCGUCUGUUUUUGCUACAUAAGUCAAAAAAAGCUUUAGCAGCCAUUUACAAUGAAAAGUUUUAUUAUUAGGAACGACAACAGAAUAUUAGCUCUCGACAAAGCAUUGGCCGGUAUAAAUUAGUGGUUUUUGAGUGGGAGCUAUAUCGGCUAAAAGAAACUUAGCAAUUUGGCGGCAAAGUGGUUCGGACGCUUGUUACCAUAGGAACAAGUCUCAUGGCUUGACGUUACCUCGGUUACCAGCCCUCCUGUUCCAUGGCCCUUCUCUGUCCUUCAUCAUUUUCAUUUCCUCUUACAACCAAUGUGAGAUACUUAGCAAGAUCGACUCCUCUGUGUGACUACUGAUACCGACGUUGCCUUGUCUCGGUGUUAAAGCUUGGGCUUUUAAUUGCCUUACUGUGGAGAAUUGUCGAGCGCCGUUCUGCAACACUACGAAGGCCAAGAAAUAAGAGGAAGCCUCGAGGAUGAACUGAAGAGGAUAACUGGCGAAUUUGAGGUUUAUGAUGCCACCAAUACGCAAGCCAGAGAUGGAUAAAUUGAAGGCUCCUUCUAAACCUUAUCUGUCUCUGAGUAAAUCUGUUGGAGGUGCAAGCUUUAGAAGCUCCUUUGAUGAAAGCACAAAAAUAAACCUGAGCAGUAGUUGUUUUAGUGCCAUCAGAACAGAGAAGGGAGACCCUGAUGAUGACUUAACAAGCCUUAACUGGUUGCAAAGCAAUGACAUUUUGAAAGGCUUUGAGGUGUCGGCGACAGUGCCGCCCAUGUCCCCUAGGAGGGACACAAAUGGCGACAUUCUUGACACACCCCCUAGAGGGGGACAGGCAAAAGGACCUAUCUCACCAGACAGUUUGGCAAACAAACAGAAGAGCCCAUCAAAGCCUCCUUAUUCAUUCUCAUCUCUUAUUUUCAUGGCUAUUGAGGAAGCACCCUCAAAGAAGUUACCUGUGAAAGACAUUUAUAACUGGAUCAUGGAACAUUUCCCUUAUUUUCGGGAUGCGAGACUUGGAUGGAAGAACUCAGUUCGGCACAACUUAUCUUUGAACAAAUGUUUCAAGAAAGUGGACAAGGACAAAGGGCAGUUUUAUCUACAGAAUGUUGGUAAAGGAUCAUUGUGGACGGUAGAUCCUGAAUAUCGUCCAAACCUUCUGCAAGCUCUAAGAAAAACACCAGCCCUUCACCCAUAUCAUCAUCUUCUAACCACACCACCACCGUCACCACAGAACAACGGAUCUGGAAGCUCCUUAGGAAGCCAUGCUGGGAAAAUUGAUGUUGAUCCUGAUGCAGAGGCAGAAGCUGUGGCCACAAUCUGUAUGAUUAGUACACCUCCUGAAGUGAGAGUGGCAGAAAUGGUGCGAUGCCAAUCAUGUCCACCCUCUGCAACUGACAGAGAGGACCUCUUGGUUAAAAAAGCCAAAGAGUUUUUGUACAGACACAGAGGAUCAUUCUCUGGUGCUGUUUCCAUGGCAAAGGACAGGAAUUCAUCCUUGCUAAUAGAAUCCCACAGAAGAAACAACAGAAAACCCCUGUCAUCAUCUCUCAGUAAGAUUGACACUGUGAGGAUGAGGCAAGACAUUUCACCCGACUCGUCUCUUGAUGGUGAGUUUGAGUUUGAUCACCAUGGCGACUCGGAUGACGAAGAUGACAGUGAAAUUGAAGAGACCAUGGAGAAGGUUGUUAAGGAUGAGCUGAGUGAUAAGUUGAGUGACAGUGGUUACGGCCAAGGAUUUGAAGAUGAAAUUGAAGGAAAGCGCACAGCUAGCCGGGACAGGCCUGCAUCGUGUAUUAAACGGGGCCGCAAAGAUAGCACGGCUGAAAAACUGAAUGAUAUCGCUGGUGCUGACGCACUGCUGGAACUGGCAAACUCUGCAUUUAUGCCAUCACCGAGUGUCACAUCUGGUACAUCAAGCCCUGUCCCACAAGGCUCUGCAGCUGCAGUAAGCUAGCACAUGUUGGAUGCGAAGCCUUUGCAACAAUGAAGGAGUGCUGCAGCCAAAGCAGUGUUGUGCUGGGCUCUCUCUUUGUAUCCCUCUGUUUUGCAGAUGGUCCAAUGUACUCUGGUUUGUUAUGUUGUAUGUAUGAGAUGAAUAUUGUUAGACAACAGUCCAUUGAUUGUAAUGACAGAUUCCAGUGAUCAAGUGAUCAUGGAGCAGUGAAAUUCAAAACAUUUUAUUUGCUAAAAUUGAAAUAAGUAUGACUUAUUGACAGGGAUCUUAACGUUAGGGGUUAGUGGGUGUAGCGGCCUAAAGAAAGACAAGCUCAGAAGUUACCCUUUCACUCUCAAGAGUUCGAAAGUCUCAAAUGACCUUAAAACAAACAGUACCACAUGAAAGUACUGCUCAGCUUUCAUUUGAAUGGUCGCACACUAGGGUUUCAUCCACAGACAUAAAAGUGACAACCAAAUCAAAAGUAUACAGUCCAUAUAUAUAUUGCAGGCUUGACUCUGAGAGUAAAUGAGUCAGUCAUAUGUAAAGGCCAGUUACGUCAAUAUAACGACCUAGAUUUUAUCACAGGAACGAUAAUAUCUUGAUCCAGAGAGCGGGAAAAAUUACUUCACAAAACUGGCAUGGAGGGGUUUUGUAUUUGAUCAAUAUAUUUUGGCUAAAAACAAAAUACAUACCAAAAAUAUUUCAAGUUGUACUUGCAGUAGGCAAGUCUACUUUAAAACAGCCAAUAUAAUACAGAAAAGUUAAGUGUUAUAGUAAUGGUUCCAGGGUAGUAAGUAUCGUGUUUAAGGUAAAGUUGCUUUCUAAAAGGGAUUUUACAACAGUCAGACCUUUAAUUCUAGAGUUGUUGUUAGACUGAGCAAGGAAUUGUCCAGCUGGGGUGAAAAAGUGAACAGCUUAUGGCGAGGGGUUAACUUUUUUUAAAAAUUGCAAAGUUGUUGUUGAAAUAAUUAUGCAAAACAAUAUCUCUUUUUUUAGAAUAAAAAUAUCAAUUUUGUAAUUAAGAUCACCAGAGAGAAAUUGAGAAAUAUGCCUUAGUAGACUUUUGGCCUGUAUAUAUUUCGUGGUAUCCUGUGGACAUAUUUAACGAUGGACAAGUUAAUUUAAAUUGAUUCGUUAUGGUAUUGUUUGAAGUACUGUAGUUAUUAUCCUUUCAAUAUCUGUGCUAAUUCUACGACAUUUUAGUCCAUAAAAAAUUUAUUCAGACAACCGUGCCAUGGUGAAAACCUUGUCAUGGACUCCAAAAUCGUUUUUGAAUUAUGCUUUUACUGGAGAAGUGUUGGAAACAACUGUACUCAGUGAAAAAAAACAGCAACACAAGAAACCUAGUGUAGAGGAACACCAUUACGUAGGAACAUGUUCCAUAUAUGGUGAUCUUCCACACAGGGGCAUCAUACGUACUGACAUCUAUAUAGGAGAAUCUUUGCUGACGUUAUUGUUUACAUUUUUCCUCAUUAACAUACGACUUUGCGUACAGAAGGCAUCACGCAAGACACGCAUUGACUACGAACAUUUAAAGAAUUUGUGAAACUUAGUAAUUGGUGAAAUUUUUGCUUCUGUGGGUGUAAUAUUCGAGGAGAAAUGGGCUUUCAAAACCAGCAAGAUCUCUGGAUGGCAAAAGCGCUAAUGAGUUCAUACAAUCUUUGUAAAAUUUUGAGUUUUUAAACCCGCGUCGCACAAAA